UCCAUUUUGGAAUAAGGCUGUAACAGAACAAAAUGUGGAAAAAGUGAUGAAGCGCUGGGAAUACUUUCCAGAUGUACCGAAACUCCCUGAAGUUGGCAUCCAAGUGCUGAUCAGAUGAGCAAAAGAGGAAAAUAUGCAAGCUGAAGCAACCACUGUCAAGGAUUGGACGAAUUGAACAAGGCUCAUGCCACCCUGUAGUUGCCGCUCCUCAAAGCCAAUAUCAAAGUGGUCAAAAUGACACACAGAAGAACUCCGUCUGAAUCCACAAAGACUUCUCCUGGAGGUCCCAGGACCAAAGAUCCUGGCUCUGAGGCUUCUGUCACAUAGGUGUUGGUCAUUAAGCCGUCCAGAAGAGCCCAUGUUAAGUCUCAGCCUGAAAAUACAAACACUGGGGGGACUCGCGCAGAACUGGUGGAGGAGGGGGAAAGAGCGAAUUGUGAGCGAAUCUGGACUGGAACAGUACAAACACAAGCUGGACUUUACAAGGAAGAAACUCUGCUCAAAUCCAGAUGACUCUUAUCCGAUUCAUAUCCUGAUCACUAGUCUGAUCAAUUGGACGUUGCUCAAUGGCUGUUCAAUGGCCCUGGAGCCCUUGGAGAUGGCUGAAGUGGAUCGGUUUACAGAGGUCCUGGGCUUCUCCCCUCAGCAAAGGAUGACCUACUUCAAGAAGUUCUUUGGUGAUUCAAAUCUGGGUGCCGAGGCUUUCCAGUACGUGCAGGAGAGUGCCACCCUCUACACCAUGAGGUUUAACCCCUCAUACUGUUGGAUUAUCUGCAGUGUACUGAGGAACUACUUCAAUUUGGCUGAAAAAGACAGAGGAGCAGCCCCCAGGACGGGCACGGAGCUCUUUGUAAUGUUUCUUUACAGCAUCCUUACCCAUAACAAGUCCGAAUCCGAGGACCUGCGGGGGAUUUUGAUGAAUCUUGGCAAGAUGGCAUAUUCUGGGGUGGACAUAGGGGUUCUUGUGUUUUCUGAAAAGCAGGAAAUCAUUAACUUUGGUCUCCAGCCAGUCCUAUCCACCCCAUCCCCUUCUGGAUUUCUAAAAAUGAUUUUGCAGAAAGAAAGCACUUUGGAGAACACAACAUACACAUUCAUCCACCUCAACAUGCAAGACUUCAUGGCCGCCUGCUACUUCUUCCUCGAUCCAUCAGGGAACAUCGAGGAAUUGCUUGGCAAGCUGAAUUCCUGUAAAGAUGAUCAAUUUGAGAUUCUCAUUCGAUUUCCUAGUUGGACUGUCUAGGACUUCAGUAACACAGACUUUGGAGAGAAUCUUGGGAGAUUUUGAGAGGAAGCCAGGUGUGCGUAUCAUGGAGU
Molecule: messenger RNA, 1314 nt
Organism: Polypterus senegalus (gray bichir)
Lineage: Eukaryota; Metazoa; Chordata; Cladistia; Polypteriformes; Polypteridae
Product: NACHT, LRR and PYD domains-containing protein 3-like
Exons: 3
Coding region: 359-1240 (293 amino acids)
Cellular component (GO): cytoplasm
Source: RefSeq, a predicted model, not a curated record